Messenger RNA from Cuscuta campestris, 2229 nucleotides. NCBI's taxonomy places the organism in Eukaryota, Viridiplantae, Streptophyta, Magnoliopsida, Solanales, Convolvulaceae. The record is from the annotation of a GenBank genome assembly.
GCUUAUAUGGAAGUGAAAACGAGGGAGAAUCCUAAUUUUUAAAAGUUUAUACAUUUAAAAUUGGUAUAGUAAUAAAAAAAAUACUUUAGUAGUUAAAAACAAUACAUAUUUAAAAAUUAUGUUUAAAAUUUUAUAAAACAACAGAUGAUAAGAAUAUUUAAUUUUAUAAAGAAUCAACAAAAAAAGUACAAAUAAACUAAAAUUUUCAUCAAUUUAAAAGAGAAGUGUGUUAACUUUUCUCAAUUUUAUCCGAUUUUUCAAGUCUUCCCCUUUGUUCCAUUUUCACCAUUUUUCUAACUAGCACUCGUGGUCCAACGUUUUCUUUCGUUCAAGAAAAGCAACACUUUUUCUCCGAUGGUUCUAUUGAUUUUCCACUACACCAAACUUUUUCUUUGAAAGCUCGUCACCAUUUGGGUACUCCUCUAGAGAGAGAGAGAGGAGAGAGAGAGAGAGAGAGAUGGCAAGCGUGGGGGACAUUGGGAUGUCGGCAUUGAUCAACACACUGAGUGCUUUGGGGUUCUUGUUGGCUUUUGCUGUGCUGAGGAUUCAGCCCAUCAACGACAGAGUUUACUUCCCAAAGUGGUAUGUUGAUGGGAAGAGAAGAAGCAGCCCCAAGAACAACGGUGUCCGCAGCUGGGUGAACCUCAAUUUCAAGACUUACCUCACCUUCCUCAACUGGAUGCCCCAGUCCAUGAAGAUGACCGAGCCUCAGAUCAUCACUCAUGCUGGCCUUGACUCCGCCGUCUUCCUCAGGAUCUAUACUCUUGGAUAUCGUUCUUUCUUUUGCUAUUUUAGCACUCGAAUUUUGCUUAUAGAUGCUUGAUGCUCACUCUUAAAGAUAUUUGGACCCACGGCUGUAGUGGUCCUCCUGGUUCUUAUCCCGGUCAAUGUUUCGGGUGGAACCUUGUUCUUCCUCAGCAAAGACCUGGUCGUCAGCGAUGUCGAUAAACUCUCCAUUUCCAAUAUUAGUCCCAAAUCUUCGAAGUUUUUCGUGCACAUAGCAAUGGAAUUCUUCUUCACAUUUUGGACAUGCUAUGUUCUGUACAAGGAAUAUCAUCAAGUGGCAUCAAUGAGGUUACAAUUCUUGGCUUCGCAAGCCACAAAAGCGGGACAGUUCACCGUUAUUGUAAGAAAUGUACCACAUGAAUCUGGGCGUUCUAUUUCAGACAGUGUAGAAAGUCAUUUUAAAAGAAACCACCCAAAUCACUAUCUUUGCCACCAGGCUGUCUAUAAUGCAAAUAAGUUUGCCAAACUUGUAAGGAAAAGAAAUAGGCUUAUAAAUUGGCUGGAUUAUAACCAGCUUAAGCUUGACAUGAAUCCAGACAAGAGGCCAACCACUAAGAUUGGCUUCCUUGGACUUUGGGGCAAAAAGGUUGAUUCCAUUGAGUAUUAUAAGCACCAGGUUGAAGAGAUUGACAAAGUGUUGAUAAUUGAGAGGGAGAAGAUUCUUAAGGAUCCUCAAUCUAUCAUCCCAGCUGCUUUUGUAUCAUUCAAUUCAAGAUGGGGGGCAGCUGUUUGUGCACAGACUCAACAAAGCAAGAACCCCACCCUAUGGUUGACAGACCCGGCACCUGAACCUCCGGAUGUGUAUUGGAAAAAUCUGUCAAUAUCGUUUGUUUCACUAAGCAUCCGAAGAUUGGUGAUAGGAGUAUCAUUGUUUGCUUUGGUCUUCUUCUAUAUGAUACCUAUUGCCUUCGUGCAAUCACUUGCAAAUUUGGAAGGCCUAGAAAAAGUUGCUCCUUUCCUCAAGCCACUAAUUGAGUGGAAGGUGAUCAAGUCAUUCUUACAAGGUUUCCUUCCUGGUUUAGCUCUGAAAAUUUUCAUGUUUGUUCUUCCAACCAUCCUUAUGAUUAUGUCAAAAAUUGAGGGGCAUGUGGCAUUAUCAGUGCUUGAAAGGAGAGCUGCAGCUAAAUAUUAUUAUUUCAUGUUGGUCAAUGUGUUUUUGGGAAGUAUUAUCGCUGGAACGGCAUUCCAGCAACUCCAUGCUUUCCUUCACCAAUCAGCUGCACAGUACUGCACUUCUCUCCUUCAAUUAAAUUCUUAAACAGAGCAUUUCUUUUUCACAUAUUUUUCUCUCACAAUGCUUACACUAAUACUGUUGAUACAAAAGAAUAAAUAAAGAAAAACAAAAGCAAGAUCCGCUAGUGUUUUUUCAAGGUAAUGAUUUUUUUAGAUUUUCUGAACUGUUUGCUUUUUCGCAGUUUGUUAUAAUACAUCAGUCUCAAAAAG